This is a messenger RNA of Thamnophis elegans (Western terrestrial garter snake), 1081 nucleotides long. RefSeq names its product ER membrane protein complex subunit 7 (gene EMC7). Gene Ontology annotation, cellular component: EMC complex. The record is from RefSeq and is a predicted model, not a curated record. NCBI's taxonomy places the organism in Eukaryota, Metazoa, Chordata, Lepidosauria, Squamata, Natricidae. The coding region runs from base 84 to 812 and encodes 242 amino acids. Gene Ontology annotation, molecular function: carbohydrate binding. The transcript has 5 exons.
CGGUAAGGGGAAGGAAGGAAGAAAGAAAAAAAAAAGCCUUCUUCCGCUGGUUCGUUAUCCCGGUAUCUCGCGCAAGAACUAUCAUGGCGGCCGGACCUUUUAGUCUGUUUGGGACAGUCUUCUUGUUGGCGGCGACGUUUCAGUUCCCCUCAUGUUCGUGGGCUUCAGAAACGCCCGGCGGCGGUGGCGGGGAUGCUCUGGGCGCUGGGGAGCGGUUUAAGAUCGAAGGUCGCGCGGUGGUGCCGGGAGUGAAGCCCCAAGACUGGAUUGCGGGCGCCCGAGUGCUGGUGGACGGAGAGGAGCACGUCGGCUUCCUCAAGACAGAUGGAAGUUUUGUAGUUCACGAUAUUCCUUCUGGAUCAUAUGUUGUUGAAGUUAUAUCUCCAGCUUAUAAAUUUGAACCAGUACGAGUAGAUAUUACUUCAAGAGGAAAAAUGAGAGCAAGAUACGUGAAUUAUAUCAAAACAUCAGAAGUUGUUCGAUUGCCAUAUCCUCUUCAAAUGAAAUCUUCGGGGCCUCCUUCAUAUUUUAUAAAGAGAGAGUCUUGGGGAUGGACUGACUUUUUAAUGAAUCCCAUGGUUAUGAUGAUGAUCCUUCCAUUGCUAAUCUUUGUAUUAUUACCCAAAGUUGUCAAUACAAGUGAUCCUGACAUGAGGCGGGAAAUGGAGCAAUCCAUGAAUAUGUUGAAUUCUAACCAUGAGCUGCCUGAUGUGUCAGAGUUCAUGACAAGACUUUUCUCUUCAAAAUCUUCCAGCAAGUCUACUGGCAGUAGCAGUAAAAUAGGAAAAAGUGGUGCAGGAAAAAGAAGGUAGUUGCUUCUUUUCCUGGAACCACAAUUUGCACAGCUCUGUGAUGUGUUACCAUCUGGAUGUUCUGUGAAAGAACAGAAAGCCACUACUGUAACCUUAAUUCAGUUUGAAUUUUGAAAGGAUACAACUGUAGCUUUUUAAUCUAUUUAAGUACCUUGUUCUUGAAAUACCUGGGAGCAUCACUUCUGUCUAAAAUAUGUAAGGUCAGUACUGAUGAUAAUUUAACUCCUUUGUAGAAAUGACAUUAAAGAAUUUAAAUUAUGUGCAAUAUA